Molecule: messenger RNA, 2232 nt
Organism: Chaetomium strumarium
Lineage: Eukaryota; Fungi; Ascomycota; Sordariomycetes; Sordariales; Chaetomiaceae
Product: NMDA receptor-regulated protein 1-domain-containing protein
Exons: 3
Coding region: 1-2232 (743 amino acids)
Biological process (GO): N-terminal peptidyl-methionine acetylation
Cellular component (GO): NatA complex; cytoplasm
Molecular function (GO): protein binding
Source: RefSeq, a predicted model, not a curated record
AUGCCGCAACCACUCAGUACGAGAGAGGCCAACCUCUUUCGUACCGUCAUCCGUCACUAUGAGGAUAAGCAGUACAAGCGCGGUCUGAAAGCCGCCGAGCAGAUCCUAAAGAGGAACCCCAGGCAUGGAGACACAAUGUCCAUGAAGGCCCUGAUUCUCAAUGCCCAGGGCAAGACCGAGGAGGCGUUCGCCCUUGCGAAGGAGGCACUGACGAUCGAUAUGAAGUCGUACAUUUGCUGGCAUGUCUACGGCAUCCUCUACCGCACCAAUAAGAACUUUGACGAGGCCAUCAAGGCCUACAGGUUCGCCCUCAAGCUGGAGCCCGAUUCGCACCAAAUCCAGCGUGACCUGGCCGUCCUUCAAGUUCAGAUGCGCGACUACCAGGGCUACAUCCAGAGCAGGUUCGUCAUGCUCAAGGCGAGACCACAGCUGCGUCAGAAUUGGACCGGGCUUGCCAUUGCCUACCACCUCGACGGCAAUCUCGAGCAAGCCGAGAACAUCCUCACCACCUAUGAGAGUUCUGUCACCACCAAGCCCCUGAAAAGCGAUCUUGAGAACUCCGAGGCGCUUCUGUAUAAGAAUUCAAUCAUCGCCGAGAGGGGGGAUAUUCAGCGGGCGUUGGAACAUUUGGAGGCAGACUGCAAGCAUUGCCUAGACCGGCUGGCUGUUAUGGAGCUCCGGGCCCAUUAUCUCGCACAACUUGGUCGGAAAGAUGAGGCGGCAAAGGCGUAUCGCGCGUUACUGGAUAGGAACUCUGAGCAUCCAGACUAUUACAAAGGCUUGAUCGAAGCCUUGGACAUCCCGGCAGAUGACGAGACCUCCCUGAAGGCUGUUUAUGAUGAGUAUUCCGCUAAGAACCCUCGCUGCGAUGCCGCGCGGCGUCUUGCGCUGGACUUCUUAUCCGGCGACCGCUUCCGCACCGCCGCGAAAGCGUACUUGACUCUGAUGUUUGACAAGGGAGUUCCCUCUACGUUUGCCAACUUGAAGCACUUGUACUCGGACGCGUUCAAGAAGGAUACCUUGCCUGUCCUCGCCGAGGAGUAUCUGGGAGAGCACAGCGGUGGCUCGACUGCUGAGGGCCAGGCAAAUGGCGACAGCUCUAAGGGUGAAGGAGCCGCUCUUUACUUCUUGGCACAGCAUUAUAACUACUACAUGUCGCGCGACCUCUCCAGGGCCAUGGAAUUCGUCGACAAAGCCAUCGAGCUGGAUCCCCAGAAUGUCGAUUUCCACAUGACCAAGGCUAGGAUAUUGAAGCACCAAGGCGAGAUUGCGAAGGCUGCGGAAGCAAUGGACCAUGCUCGCUCGCUCGACACAAGAGAUCGCUACAUCAACUCCAAGGCUGCGAAAUACCAGCUGCGCAACAAUGAGAACGAGAAGGCUCUGGCCACGCUGGGCUUAUUCACGCGAGCAGAAACCGUCGGGGGUCCUCUUGCCGAUCUGACCGACAUGCAAUGCAUUUGGUUCCUGACCGAGGAUGGCGAGGCAUGGCAGCGACGGGGCAACCUCGGCCUAGCCCUGAAGCGUUAUCAUACCGUGUUCAACAUCUUCGAUAUCUGGCAGGAGGAUCAGUUCGACUUCCACAGCUUCUCCCUGCGGAAGGGUCAAAUCCGAGCCUAUAUCGACUUAGUGCGCUGGGAGGACCGGUUGAGGGAGCACCCGUUCUACUUCCGGGCCGCCUUGGACGCUGUCAACCUCUACCUUUCGAUGCAUGACAAGCCCCAGAACGGCGCCAAUGGCGCUGGGGACGAUCUGGCCAAUGGCGAAGAUGCCGCCGAGAAGAAGAAGGCGGCUAAGAAGGCUAGGAAGGAGGCCCAAAAAGCAGAACGGGAGGCUGCUGAGAGGGCUGCCAAACGCGACCCGAACAAGGCUGGCCCCCAGAAAACCAAGGACGGCGAGGAGGCGAAGAAGAAGGAUGAUGAUCCGGACGGAGCGAAGCUGGCCGCCACUACGGAUCCCCUGGGUGAUGCGAUGAAGUUCUUGUGGCCCUUGCUCCAGUUUAGCCCCAAGAACAUCGACGGCCAGAUCGCUGGUUUCGAGGUCUUCAUUCGUAGAAACAAAUACCUCCUGGCCCUGCGCUGCUUGAAGGCGGCGCUCGCCAUCAACCAAGAGCACCCCAAGGUCCUGGAACAGGCGACCAAACUACGGAAGGCUCUGGCCGAUGCUCAGGAUUCGCUAGCGCCCAAGUUGAAGGAGGUCUUUCAAUCCGAACUUGCCGGUGUCCCAGGAGCCUAG